GGUGGUGCUGCAGAGUCGUCGCGCCAGGGUUGGUGGGCGCUGUGAGGUCCGAGCCAGAGGCCGGGAGGUGUCGCCGCGGCUUGGGGGAAGGACUGGGAGUGAAACUAUGUAUAACCUUCCGAGAGACGCCCUUCGCCCCCUCUGACGUCCCUAUGGCUCUGUAUGAUGAAGAUCUCCUGAAGAACCCUUUCUACCUGGCUCUUCAGAAGUGGCGUCCGGACUUGUGCCACAGGGUGGCUCAAAUCCAUGGCAUCGUCCUGGUUCCCUGCCAGGGAAGCCUGCCGAGCAGCGUCCAGUCCACCUACCACUUCGAGUCCUAUCUCUUGGCCCCCGGGGAGGAGCACUUCCAGACCUUCAGUGGAAAGGAGGUCUCCAUCCAGGGCAACAGGGUCAAGCUCGGCGCCGGCUUUGCCAGUCCACUCUCGGUGCCCAUUCUCUUUGAGGAGACCUUCUACAACGAGAAGGAGGAGAGCUUCAGCAUCCUGUGCAUCGCCCACCCGCUGGAGAAGAGAGAGAGUGCAGAAGAGCCCUCGGCAGCUUCGGAUCCCUUCUCCCUGAAGACCAUCGAAGACGUGAGGGAGUUCUUGGGGAGACACUCGGAGCGCUUUGACCGGAGCAUCGCCUCCUUCCAGCGCGCGUUCCGGGAGUGCGAGCGGAAGAGCCUGCGUCACCACAUAGACUCAGUGAAUGCCCUCUACACCAAAUGUCUGCAGCAGCUGCUCCGGGACUCCCACCUGAAGGUGCUCGCCAAGCAGGAGGCCCACAUGGCCCUGAUGAAGCAGGCCGUGGAGAUGUAUGUCCAUCACGACAUCUACGAUCUCAUCUUCAAAUACGUGGGGACCAUGGAGGCCAGCGAGGAUGCUGCCUUCAACAAGAUCACGAGAAGCCUCCAGGACCUGCAGCAGCGGGAGAUCGGCGUGAAGCCCGAGUUCAGUUUCAACAUACCCCGGGCGAAGAGGGAACUGGCCCAGCUGAACAAAUGCACGUCCCCGCAGCAGAAGCUGGUGUGUUUGCGGAAGGUGGUGCAGCUGAUCACACAGUCUCCGAGCCAGAGAGUUAGCCUGGAGACCAUGUGUGCCGACGACCUGCUCUCCGUCCUGUUGUACCUGCUUGUGAAAACAGAGAUCCCGAAUUGGAUGGCAAAUUUGAGUUAUAUCAAAAACUUUAGAUUUAGCAGCUCCGCCAAAGACGAGUUGGGAUACUGCCUGACCUCGGUGGAGGCUGCCAUUGAAUAUAUCCGCCAAGGAAGCCUCUCCGUCAGACCUCCGGAGUCAGAGGGGUUUGGGGACAGGGUGUCCCUCAAGCAGAGAAUGAGCCUGCUCUCUCAGAUGGCGGCCACCCCCAUCGACUGUCUGUUCAAGCACAUUGCAGCGGGGGAUCAGAAGGAAGUGGAGCGACUUCUGAGCCAGGAGGACCAGGACAGAGACACGGCCCAGAAAAUGUGCCACCCGCUGUGCUUCUGCGACGACUGUGAGAGGCUGGUGUCCGGGAGGCUGAACGACCCCUCCGUCGUCACUCCGUUCUCCAGGGAUGACCGGGGUCAUACGCCACUGCACGUGGCCGCCCUCUGUGGGCAGGCGGCCCUCAUCGACCUGCUGGUGUCCAGGGGUGCCGUGGUCAACGCCACCGACUACCACGGGGCCACGCCACUCCAUCUCGCCUGCCAGAAGGGCCACCAGAGCGUGACGCUUCUGCUGCUGCACUACAAGGCGGGGCCCGAGGUGCCCGACAACAACGGUAACACCCCCCUGCACCUGGCCUGCACCUACGGGCACGAAGACUGCGUGAAGGCUUUGGUGUACUACGACGUGGCGUCAUGCAGGCUGGACAUCGGCAACGAGAAGGGAGACACCCCCCUGCACAUCGCGGCGCGCUGGGGCUACCACGGCAUCAUCGAGACGCUGCUGCAGAACGGCGCGCCCACCGACGUGCAGAACAGGCUCAAAGAAAGCCCGCUCACCUGCGCGCUGAACUCAAAGAUUCUGGCGCUGAUGGAGGCCCGGCGCCCAGCCCUGGAGAAGAGGCCGGCAUCUUCCGAGGUCCCUGCACAGCCCACCACGCUGCCCUCUGCGGACUCCCUCAGCCAGGGCUCCUCCACCUCCAGCUUCUCCUCCACGUCCUCCAGCUCCAGGCAGGACGAGCCCAGGAAGGACUACCGGGAGGUAGAAAAGCUUUUAAGGGCAGUUGCUGAUGGAGACCUAGAAAUGGUCCGUUACCUUUUGGAGUGGACGGAGGAAGACCUGGAGGAGGCGGAGGAUGAUGUCGGCAGUGCAGGCCUGGACCUGUGUCACCCCCUGUGCCAGUGCCCCAGAUGUGCCCCCUUUCAAAAGAAGCUGGCAAAGAUUCCUGCCAGCGGACUGGGUGUGAAUGUGACCAACCAGGACGGCUCCUCCCCACUGCAUGUGGCCGCCCUGCACGGCCGGGCCGACCUCGUCCCCCUCCUGCUGAAGCAUGGUGCCUGCGUGGGCGCCAGGAACGCCAGCCAGGCCGUCCCGCUCCACCUGGCCAGCCAGAAGGGCCAUUUCCAGGUGGUGAAGUGUCUCCUAGAGGCUCACGCCAAGCCCAAUAAGAAGGACCUCAGCGGAAACACCCCCCUCAUUUACGCCUGCUCCGGUGGCCACCACGAAGUGGCCGCGCUGUUGCUGCAGCACGGGGCCUCCAUCAACGCCACCAACGACAAGGGCAACACGGCGCUGCACGCGGCCGUGCUGGAGAAGCGGGUCCUGGUGGUGGAGCUGCUCCUGCUGCACGGGGCGUCCGUCCAGGUGCUGAACAAGAGGCAGCGCACGGCCCUGGACUGCGCCGAGCAGAAUUCAAAAAUAAUGGAGUUACUUCAGGUCGUACCAAGCUGUGUGGCCACGUUAGAUGAUGUCGGUGAAACUGACCCCAAGGACUACGUUACAGUUAAGAUCAGGAAAAAAUGGAACUCAAAAAUGUACGAUCUCCCCGAUGAACCUUUUACAAGACAAUUUUACUUUGUUCACCCGGCUGGUCAGUUGAAUUUCAGGGCAAAGAGUUCAAGAGAGAUCAUGACAAGAGAUAGAAGUGUCCCAAAUUUUACCGAGGAUUCUUUGCAUGAGGCGGGGCUUCCAAGAGGUCCAGUGAAACAAAAGAACCCGCCGGACCAGAGCCGAGCGCCGACCACCGAGCAGGGCAGUGGCAGCACAGAGGUGAAACACGGCACCCCCAGAAACAGGCGCAUGCUCCGGAGACACACACUCAACGAGGCUGUCGCCAAGGGCCUGCCGGGUGCCCGGGAGGCCAGCGCGUCCCAGUCUUAGCAGUGAGACAGAGUAACUUCUGCUGCUGAGAAGAGUCCUCCACAAAAUGUGAGCACGAGCACAGCUUAGGAAGUAACAGUUUUCAGAUAACUGGCUCGAGAGACGAAGAGAAAGUUCCCGAAAGCUUUUCUGUGCCCAGGGGAAGCAGUGCAAUGAUGGCUACACUUGGAGAGGAAAUGGGCAGAAAUCCCAGGGCUCUCCAUGCCCUGCCGACGGACCGGUUCCCGUUAAGCAUCCGGCUCUUCCUCUCCAGAUCCUGACCUCCUCCUGUAAGGUGCUAGCCUUCUGUGAUGUGGGCAAGUUAGCAAAUCACAAGCAAAAAAAAAAAAAAAAAAAUUCCCCCAUCUGGGAUCAGCUGAAGCCAAGCCACUGAGGUUUCCUAGUAUGGUGGAGGCCGGGCGGAAGUGUCACAGUGAAAUGAGGAAGACAGGACCCAGACAAUGUUCCUUUACAAAGCAGCACUUGAACCCAAAGAUGCCUAAAAGCCAUUUUAAAUGUUCACUUUGGAGCCAAGGACAGGUUCGGCCUGUUCUACUCCAUGUAUGUGGGAAUAAUUAGGAUAAUCUCUUCCAACGAAUGAGAUGUUUGUCACUGCACAUGUACCAGCUGCAGUGUCUCUAGAAAUGUCCUUUCCCAUUAAGGAUCUCCCUAAAACGUCACCCCUGGUGGAUGGUUACUGAACUCGAGUAGGUCUGGCACAUCUUUUCUUAGUCUCUUGAUUCCGAUUCAACACAGCACAAAACCAGGUCAGAUUAAGUUGAAAUUUAUUGCCAUUUAUUCCUUUUUAUAAAUUUCUACAGAUUAAACUCUUAUUUUUUUACGUUAUUAAUUGGCCUAGAGCUGCGAACAAGGGUUUGUCUGAGUACAUUUCCCAAUAACUUUGUAAUAGGGCGAUGGUUUUGUGCAUGUUUAUGGAAAUAACUUGUCGUAUGUACAGAUGGGAGGGGCUCAUUAUUUUUCUAUGAAGUAAUUUAUGAUUUCUAAUUUUCUAACGUGCCUUGGAUAUGUGCCAAAUGAUGGAAAAAGAAACAGUAAACUUUAUGAUUCUUCA
Molecule: messenger RNA, 4332 nt
Organism: Sorex araneus (European shrew)
Lineage: Eukaryota; Metazoa; Chordata; Mammalia; Eulipotyphla; Soricidae
Gene: ANKRD27
Product: ankyrin repeat domain 27
Exons: 29
Coding region: 153-3281 (1042 amino acids)
Biological process (GO): early endosome to late endosome transport; neuron projection morphogenesis
Cellular component (GO): tubular endosome; late endosome; transport vesicle
Molecular function (GO): SNARE binding; guanyl-nucleotide exchange factor activity
Source: RefSeq, a predicted model, not a curated record